This is a messenger RNA of Pollicipes pollicipes, 1566 nucleotides long. Its product is annotated as UPF0183 protein CG7083. The transcript has 12 exons. NCBI's taxonomy places the organism in Eukaryota, Metazoa, Arthropoda, Thecostraca, Pollicipedomorpha, Pollicipedidae. Gene Ontology annotation, cellular component: trans-Golgi network. The coding region runs from base 139 to 1368 and encodes 409 amino acids. Gene Ontology annotation, biological process: Golgi to plasma membrane protein transport. The record is from RefSeq and is a predicted model, not a curated record.
AGUGGGUCGGUGCUGUUGAAGGUUACGGGACAAAGGCACGGCUGUGCGCGGCAGUGGGCGCGGCUAGCAGGGUAGAAGUUCAGUGAUUACGUACCCUGUGGGCUGUAUCUGAGUUAUAUUCGGUUACAGCUCUGAAGAAUGCUUGAUCUGGAAGUCGUCCCAGAAAGUAGUCUGUCCCAUGAACGAUGGGAAUUCGUUCUAGGCAUGCACUUCUCCCAGGCCGUCUGUGUUAUUCAGCAACAGGUCGGAGUGAUACGAGAUGUCCACAUCAAUUACAGUGACACUAGCCCGCUGGAGCACGAUCUGGUGAUAAACAUGACCCAUGAUGGCAUUCGCCUUCUCUUCGACCCUGUUGGCCAGCGCUUGAAGAUAAUCGAGGUCUAUAACCUGAGCAAGCUACGGCUAAAGUACGGAGGCAGCGUGUUCAGCUCCGAAGAGGUGGCGCCAACUAUACAGCAAGUGGACCAGACGUUCGGCGCCACGCACCCGGGCAUUUACGAUAGGGAGCGCCACCUGUUCCUGCUGAACUUCCGCGGACUCACAUUCCAGUUUCCGGUGGAGCCCAAGUUUGAGCCUCGGUUCGCCGGCGGCCUCGGCUCGCUGCAGUUCCCUGGGGGAGGCUCGCCGCUCGUCUCCAGCAUGAGCAUCUACAGCGGCAGCAGCCGCACGGGUACAGAGGCACCUCCUAUGCCCGUGUCGUGCUUCAGCGGACAGGUCUACACAGAGAAGUGUGACGUCAUACGAUCCGAUGACGUCACCAUCGGGGUACGGCUUCGGCUGUUCGCCGCCGGCGACUCGCACCCGGGCCUGGAGGGCGGCCUGGAGACACUGGUGCGCGAGAUCCGCUUCGGUGACUCGUGCCAGGACGUGACCUCGCUGCUCGGCGCGCCUACCAAGGUGUUCUACAAGUCCGAGGACAAGAUGAAGAUCCAUAGCCCGUUCGCGCACAAGCGCGCGGCGUCCCGGCGGUCCGACUUCUUCUUCAACUACUUCACCCUGGGCAUGGACAUUUUGUUCGACGCAAGAACCCAUAGGGCGAAAAAGAUCCUUCUACAUACGAACUUUCCCGGGCAUUACAACUUCAACAUGUAUCACAGGUGUAAUUUCGACCUGGCCGUGGAGCCGCACGCGUCGCUGAUGAACUCGGCCUCCGAGGGCGUGCACAUCCGGGCGCACACCAAGUGGGAUGAGGUGUGCGGCGCGCUGAAGCCCUCCAGCCGGCCGGUGGUGCUCAACCGCGCCUCCACUACCAACACCAGCAACCCUUUCGGCUCCACGCUCUGUUACGGCGUCGAGGACUUCAUCUGCGAGGUGAUGAGCAACGGUCACCUGGCGUCGGUGACCCUGUACCAGCCGGAGGAGGUGUGACCGGGCGCCCACACCCGCUAGCCAACACCAUUGGACCGCGGUGGCCACCGGGGCCGCCACCAACCAGAAAAGUACAAAAAAAGACCGGCUGGUGGCGGCUCUAGUCGGCGGCCCUCGCGCUUGUCUGCGGACGCAUCAAUAUUGGUUAGAGGGUGGCGGCCGGCGGCGGGCGCGGACCGGCGACGUCCGGCGCCCGCC